GGCCAUGGAGACGGCAGUGAUUGGGGUGGUGGCAGUGCUAUUUGUAGUCACUGUGGCCAUCACUUGUCUCCUCUGCUGCUUCAGUUGUGACUCAAGGGCCCAGGAUCCUCAGGGGCAUCCAAGCCAUAGCUUCACUGUGGCCACAUUUCGCCAGGAUGCGUCUCUCUUCACAGGACCAGGUCGUCACCCCCAAGCGGUGACAGGUGCCCGGGACUUUUGGACCUUCCUGUGAGGCCUAAUGGCCCCCAAGACUUGUUCUGCUGGUGGAUUCAGACUCACCUACCCUGCCCCUCCCCCACUCCCAGGCAAGACUUCCCUGCUAUCCCACUCCCCAGAGUCUGGCAUCCUUGUCUGUCCUGCGUCCAGCCAAUUCAUCCAGCUGGAUGAAUGGCACCCAGCCAUCUUACCCAGUUUGCUGUGACUUCUAGCUCAGGCGAUCGGAGACGGUGGGACCAGGCAGGAGUCAGCUCUGGCCUCUGAGAACUCAGCUGGACCCUGCCCACAGGAGGGUUCUUAGGAAGGAUCUGAAAAGCGACUAAACAUGAUGCUGAUUGAACGGUGGGCCGGCUCAUCUGGCCUGCACAGGGCCCUAAUAUCACAGGAAUCCGUGGUAAACAGGGUCUGGGUGAACUCAGGUUACUGGAGGAUGGCUGCCAAACUCAUUGAAUUGCCACCAGGGGAAGCAGCGCCCUCAAGUGCACAGUGUCACUUCUUACCUGCUUCCCCAGUUAAGUUUUUUUGUUACUUGAAUCUGCACUUUGCUCACAGCCCAGCCAAGGCCUGGCCCCUACCGGGUGUCUGAAAUCAGACCUGAAAUUGUGAAACCAAAAAGCUGCUUUCUGGGAACCAGUGAUUUAUUUUGUAAUUGAAAGUGUGUAUCCUUUUAUGGGUCUCCCAAGAAUCAGAGUUGAAAAGCCACAAAAGGAAACAAGAGAAAAUAAGAUCACGGAAAGCAUGAGAUGUUUUGCAACAGCAAAGCCUUAUUUACAAGAAGACUUUUAAUAUGUUUUGAAUGAGACUUUCCUACUGUAACAAGUCACUUCUAUUCUUAGAGUGAGUGACUUGAGUCACUUAGAAAUGAGAGAAAAACCAUGAACUGAAAGAUUAUUCCAAAUAAGUUAAGAUAUUAUGUUACACGGAGAGCAUGUAGCAAAGCUCAUUUUCAUCACAAAUGAAGAGAUGUUCAGUUUUUAUUAGUAGAAAAUCUGCUUUCUCUGUGCCCACGAAAUAAAUGCUGUACCGUAUUUCAAGAGUGCUGUGAAGUGUCGUCCGGCUUGCAGGUCCAUCUAGCCCUCAAUGGGGCACUCUCCCAGGACCAAGCCGCUGGGGCAGGGCUGACCCUGA
This is a messenger RNA of Talpa occidentalis (Iberian mole), 1344 nucleotides long. RefSeq names its product small regulatory polypeptide of amino acid response (gene SPAAR). The coding region runs from base 5 to 232 and encodes 75 amino acids. The transcript has a single exon. The record is from RefSeq and is a predicted model, not a curated record. Lineage: Eukaryota; Metazoa; Chordata; Mammalia; Eulipotyphla; Talpidae.